GGUUGCCAACUGUCCCCGAUGGUCAAUGGCUAUAGUCACGGUGCACCUACCAAAUCAUGUCAGUCACUACACCCGGGCCACGGUGUAGACAAACAGUACGGUCUGGCACCCUAUGAGCUCAGGGUAGCUCACGGACCUAACGGUGCUGUUAUUGUAUCGCUAAUGUCGAAAGGGGUGGGCAGUAGUGGGGGUGCUGGCGGUAAUAGCAUACCGUUUACCGGUUUUAUGCUUCAGGCACGGCUAGUAUCGGACAGGGAGUCCAUAGUUAAUGGCCGGUUCAGUGAGGAUCGCCAGUUGUCACAAACAAGAAACUGUAAUCAAGAUAUACCGAAUACAUUGACCCACAAAAACGGUGGCACCAAAUACAGAGUGGACACUACAUGGACGGCACCGCAAAAUUUUAUCGGUGGUGUCAUAUUUCGGGCUACAGUUGUCCAAACCAAGAGUGUAUUUUGGACAGCAUUGGACUCGCAGGCUGUCUAUAUAACGGCACCGGUAGUCAUACAGCACACGACUAGUAGUACUAGUAGUAGUAGUAGUAGUACUACUGGUAAACCUAAUGCCGCCUACAAUAGACAACGAGACCAUCAAUCGGAGCCCAAACAACCCCUACCAUCGGUUAACAACAAUAACAUACAGUCCUUAUCUACUGUUCCCCGAACUCAAGCAUCGGUAGACUCGGCUCAGUACGGCUCACGUAUACCCUAUGAGGUGUGUUCCUCAAAGUUUUGUAUGGGAUUACCGGCUAAUUGUGUCCGAUAUCGUACCUGUAAUAUGUUAUUAACGGGUAUGUAUGUGAUGCGCGGUGACGGUAUGGUUGAGUUUGAAAUACAUGCCGAUGUUAAUAAAUAUAAUGCUAACUCAUACUAUUCAAUGGGAUUGUCUACCGAUAACAAAAUGGGUGAGGACAGUGUUACCGAUUGUAUGAUAAGCGAUGGUCGGCCAGUCCUACGAAACAGUGUCAACAUUGGCCGCAACAAUGAAUAUCUGUCGGCCAAUGAAUAUCAUUCGGUAACUGUGCUGAACACUACCUACAAUAAUGGACUGUUAUAUUGUAAAUGGAGACGCCGUAGACGGUCGACCAUCCGUGGGGUACAGUAUGACCUGAAAGACAAACAAUACUACCUGUUGUUAGCCUAUGGACUACUGGCCGGUAAAGAAGAUACCAAAGACUAUCAUACGGAACGACUGGCCACCGAUCAGACCAUUGAUAUGCGUAUUGUUGGCCAGUUAUCCGCUGCCCAACAGUCGACUAGUUUUCUAAUUAAAUUACACGGCUCAUUUAUGGUGUUUGCAUGGCUGGGCUGUGUUAGUAUAGCUAUAUUUAUUGCCCGAUAUUUUAAAGAUUUUUGGCCCAACGAUCAACUGUUUGGCGUUAAAAUAUGGUUUGCAGCUCAUCGAUCGCUAAUGUUGUCGGCAUUGAUACUAAUAUUAUUAUCAUCAGUAAGCAUAUGGAUACAUGUGGGAACAUUUACCAUGGGUCCGCAUCAAUGGUUUGGUUUGGCAUCGAUUGUCAUAAUAAUAUUGAAUCCAAUCGGCGCUCUAUUCCGACCGAAACCCGAAUCACCGAAACGAUGGAUAUUCAAUUGGUUACACUUUUUGUUGGGCAAUACGGGACACAUAUCGGCAAUCGUAGCCCUAGUGUUGGCCUACUAUCUGCCAGCCCUACAAAUGUCACAAAUAUAUCUAUGGAUACUUAUAAUUUAUAUAUUAUUUCAUGUAACAUCACAUUUAAUUAUGCAAAUGUACAUGUGCGAUUUUACUAGAAAGUCAAAAACAAGUGAUAUAUCAAUGCAAGACGUGCCGCACCUAAAAACCAAUAAUAAUAUCAAUAAUAAUAAUAAUAAUAAUUUUAAGACCAAAAACAGUUUGAUUCAGUUGUGUCUAAUGUUUUACAUCAUAGCUGUUGUCGUACUAAUCAUCGGUUUAAUUGUCUGCAUAUAUAUACCACAAUCGGCAGUCAAUUAUGUUAAAUCUUAA
Molecule: messenger RNA, 1980 nt
Organism: Oppia nitens
Lineage: Eukaryota; Metazoa; Arthropoda; Arachnida; Sarcoptiformes; Oppiidae
Product: putative ferric-chelate reductase 1 homolog
Exons: 8
Coding region: 19-1980 (653 amino acids)
Molecular function (GO): oxidoreductase activity, acting on metal ions
Source: RefSeq, a predicted model, not a curated record